Messenger RNA from Dioscorea cayenensis subsp. rotundata (Guinea yam), 366 nucleotides. RefSeq names its product loricrin-like. The record is from RefSeq and is a predicted model, not a curated record. The transcript is spliced from 2 exons. Lineage: Eukaryota; Viridiplantae; Streptophyta; Magnoliopsida; Dioscoreales; Dioscoreaceae. The coding region runs from base 1 to 366 and encodes 121 amino acids.
AUGGAGGUGAGGGAAGAGGUGGUGGAUGUGGUGGCGAGAGAGAUGAUGGAUGUGGAGGUGGCGGGGGCUGGCUGUGGCGGUGGCUGCAGUGGCUGUUGUGGAGGUGGUGGUGUUGGUGGUAGUGUUGUUUCGGUGCUGGUCAUGUCUAUUGUUGUCUUUGUUUGUGCAUAUGGCGUUUCAACCAAUAAAAGAUCUCAUAGCGGUGCUGAUGGUGUUUCAACCAAAAAAAGGUCUCAUAGUGCUGCGGCUGGUGCUGCCUCCAGUGCUGCCGCCGCUACUAUUAUUAUAGGGGGUGCUUAUGGAGGAGGAGGAGGUGGUGGAUAUGGUGGCGGCGGAGGUGGUGGUGGUGGUGGUGUUGGUUGUUGA